AAAAGAUUCGUUCAAUGAACUUGACACAAACCAGACUAUUGGAGUUGGUUAAAUAUGUUGGACACCUGUACACAUUUUCUAUUCAGGAGGACCGUCCCGGCGACAUAGACCUCUUGGAGAAAAUUCUGAAGACGUUUGACGGUAAGAAUAGACGUUUGCCUUCUGUACUAGCAGAGUCACUUGGUGUACAAUGUGAACGAUAUGUUCUGCGAUGUCGGUGGGGUGGCAUUGUGCGGAUCUGCUCUGAUAUUCUUGAACCCAGGUUCACCUCAGAUGGCCAAUGUUGUACUUUCAAUUAUGCUAGAUGGAAGGAUCAUUUUUCAAGCGCUACGGAAAAUUUUAUCGCACCCGUCUUGAAAUCAGAAAUAGCUGGCUGGGACUUCGGACUAUCUUUGUUACUGGAUGCUCGGGCAGAGGAUUACUUUUAUCAAUUGCUUCCGAUGGUUGGAUUCAAGGUGGUAGUUUACGCAUCCACUGAUUUUCCUGAUCCACCCAGUGGCGGCGCGAAAGAGGUUUUAGUGGAAGCCGGAACGGAAUCAUACAUCAAUAUUGGAGCUUAUGUUUUCGAUUCUAAACAAGAUGUUGAGAAGAUCGACGCAUCUAAACGCGUUUGUCGUUUCAAAAACGAACUGAAAAGUCGAUUUGGAGGACGGUAUUCAUUCAGUGAUUGCAUCAUGGACUGUAGAGUUCGGGACAUUGUACAAAAAUGUGAUUGCAUUCCAUUUUUUAAUCCCCGUCCCAGUGGUCUUGGCAAGAGUCAGUGCAGUCUUGAGCAACUCAAAUGCUUGAAUCAUUUCCAAAGCCGAUGGUGGGGUAUGAGUCCAAUUUUUGAAGCAGAUGCAUCUUAUCCACCUGAUGCAUUCAAAGAAAUUCCAGAGGGACAUUUGGACUGCGACUGCAAGCCCACUUGCGACAACAUCGAUUACACAGUCUCCACUGGAUUUGGAAAUUUGGAAAAUAAAAUUAUUAGCUGGGAUAAAGCAAGGAAUGCUUUAACUCCAAAUCCCAAUCACGCUGUUCUCCAUGUGUACUUUGGGAGUCCGGUGGUAAUGAAACUUGAGCAUGAUGUGCAAUAUUAUUGGUAUGAACUAAUGAGUAAUUACGGAGCACUCUGCAGCAUAUUCUUAGGCCUGAGUCUCAUGAGUGCAAUUGAAGUAAUCUACAAAUUUUCUCGAAGACUUUGGCGCAAGUCAAAAAAAAUUGAAGGAAUUCCAGUUAAAGUCAGGCCAGUGAAUGAAAAAUUAAUUUCCUUCAUUUCGGAGAAAGAUCCUCAAAUUUUCUGCCCGCAAAUUGACACAAGAGAGAUAGGGGGCGCUUUUUAA
Diachasmimorpha longicaudata is the source of this 1322-nucleotide messenger RNA. Its product is annotated as sodium channel protein Nach-like. Bases 15 to 1322 code for a protein of 435 amino acids. Gene Ontology annotation, cellular component: plasma membrane. Gene Ontology annotation, biological process: sodium ion transmembrane transport. The transcript is spliced from 8 exons. Gene Ontology annotation, molecular function: ligand-gated sodium channel activity. The record is from RefSeq and is a predicted model, not a curated record. NCBI's taxonomy places the organism in Eukaryota, Metazoa, Arthropoda, Insecta, Hymenoptera, Braconidae.